AUGCCGCCGCCUUCUCCGACCUCUGGGCCUGCGCCCUCUGCUUUCUCCAUGCCUGCGCCGCGCCACACCCCGUCCGCCUCGCCUUAUGUUGGCUCGAGAGAACUGCCAGGCUUCAGCUCGCGACCCGGCACGACCAUGUCCAUCUCCUCCCUGAUUGGCGGUGACCAGUCUCGACAUGGCAACCACUCUCCAAAGACUGUCGCAACUGCGCCAUCGCCGCCGAUGAAGCCUAUACACACCUCGUCUCCGCAAAGAGCCCGUUCCGCCAGCACAAGAGCUCCAGCUGGCCACUACCCGCGACCACACAGCCCUUCCAUGAUGCAGCCUCAGAGACCUCAAGAGUCAAAGUCUCAGCCAUUCAACCAGUCCGGCAUACAUCAACCUCCUCACAUGCUACAACACAGUGCCGCUCCAGGCUUCCGUCCUUUCCCGUCAUCUCCCUCGUCGGCCCAGCACGAGGACCAUCACCAACAUCCCGGCCAUGCGCCGUCACGUCCGAACAGCCAGCCCAUGCAUGCUCACCUGGACCAGGAGCUACGAAACAGACAAGACAUGCACGAUCGCCCUCCGCCGCGCCAUUCUUCCGCAUUUCCACCAUAUGUUGAUCCCAUGGGCAGACCUGGCGCAUCCUCGCAACCGCCUUCGAGACCGGACCUUGAACGGCCGGACCUUAAUCUACACGGACACUACCAACUUCCUCACGCCAUGUCAUACACAGCGCGCUCUACACCUGCUCCUCCUCCUCAGACAUAUGGUCGCCUCAACUUUGGUCCUGCGCGAGAGGAAUACCCUGGCUUUUUCCGUCCCGCAGUACAAAUGCCGAGCAGAGAAGAGAUGGAACAGCGCGGUGUGCACAAUGAAAUGAUGGGUCGACCCGAACACCGACACUCACCUGCGAUGAACGGCAUGGAUGACAGACAAAGACCCAACGCUGCGCAUUAUGCAAUGUAUGGUGUGCCGGGCUACGAAGCAAGAGAAGGAGAAGAGCAUCCGCUACAGCGAGCCUUCCUAGGCGUCGCAUCCGAGAUCAGACACAAGAACGGACGGUCAUCACCGCUACCGCAGGCUGUUCAAGGAGUGCAAUCACGACACAUCGGUCCCGGAGCAGAUCCUGGCGUCAAAAGUGAGUUUGGUCGAAUGUUUUCGGGUCUAGGCAGCGGUGUUGGUAGUAAUACUCCCACAGCCGGCAUCGCAACCCCUUCACGUGGAAGCCCUGCUAGACAGGCGGACGCCAACGAAGAUACGGAGAGCAGAAAAGCUCGCAGCAGAUUGAGGGAAGACAACCGAGAAGACAGUGACAGCGUGGAUGGUAGGAAUACUCCGACUGCUAGCCAGAGAGGCAGCAAGCGUCCGAAGAUAUCGCAUCAGCCACCGCACCACCACCACCAUCACACCCACCCACACCACCACCAUCAUCAUCAUCACGGCCUGCCUGAAGAGCAAAUGCCUCAGGGCCCUGCUCCCUUCCACCCUCUCCGUUUCCCAUCCAACGCCAGUACUCCACAGCAAUCUGCUGCUACUGCCGCACAUCACCAUCACCAUCAUCACCAUCACGCCGUUCAUGCCCAUCCACUUCAUCACCAUCACCACAACGCGAGACCCCCGCCUAUGCCUUCAGCUCGCAAACCUCAAACUAUCGUUUCCAACCAAGAUUUACUUGCGUCCAUCUCGACCUUGCCACGGAAACAUCUUGGAAGUCAAGUUUACUCUACUAAAUUCAGCGUACCUCCGAGGGAGUCCAACCCGCUCGACUCCAAAUAUCAUUUCAAGAGCUCGGUCAAGCCAAUACCUCGUUUCGAAGGCAAAGACAACUGUACGUUCACCGUCCGUGUACCACGCGCCUACCUCAACGGGCCAGAUACGACUGACGAGGAAAAUGGCACUGUUGCUGGCGGCUUGGAGGAAAUAUGCAAGACGCGAGCAGUUUGGGGUUCUGACGUUUAUUCUGACGAUUCUGACCCCGUUGCCGCCGCUGUUCACUCUGGCUGGAUCCGUGGCGACUUUGGCGAAUUCAACGAGGAUCUUCGUGAGCUGUUCGCCGAGCAAGCCAACGAUGCUUCGGAGACUCCAGAGCUGGGCAGGGUCGUCACUGAAAAGCCAAAGGCACCUCUGCGCACACUGCCACAGGCUGACUUGCAUAUUACGCUACUCUUGCUGCCUGCACUUACUCACUACAUGGCUUCAACACAAAAUUUCCUGCGCUCUCGCGAGUGGGGGUCUGAUCACGAUGGCGUUAGCUACAUGAUCCACGCUGUCGAGUUUGUGGAAGAAAGCACAUCGAACAGAUUCACCGAGCGCAGUGCAGCGGCCAGACAUCAACGUAUCAAAGAUGACUUGACACGCAGAAGUGAAGCAGCGGAGAGUCUGCUCGGCUUGUUGCAAGGCUCUAGAGGGAACAUGACACCAGCUAGUUCGAACGUCUCUGUUGGUGCUUGA
Messenger RNA from Aureobasidium subglaciale EXF-2481, 2436 nucleotides. RefSeq lists its product as uncharacterized. The record is from RefSeq and is a predicted model, not a curated record. The coding region runs from base 1 to 2436 and encodes 811 amino acids. NCBI's taxonomy places the organism in Eukaryota, Fungi, Ascomycota, Dothideomycetes, Dothideales, Saccotheciaceae. The transcript has 2 exons.